AUGCGAACAGAAGUUAAGAGGUCUUUCCAGUUUCAACCCAAAUACCCACCUCUAAAUCCCAACCAGCCAAUUCCCUACGCACGUAACGCGGCGAAACUUCGCACUCCGAGCUUUAACCAGAUUACGGCUCGUCGCUGUGUCUCAACCAACUUCCGGCGCUGGCAUAUGAUGCAUGGAGUCUCCGCCCCUUCCGCCCCAGGCGUGGCCGAGAACCCGGAUUGCACACAGGCGGCAAAGUUUGAACUUUUGUAUGGGAAAAGGACGAGACUCCUCUGGGAGAAGCCGGACCAGAGCCUGCGGAUCGCUGGGCGGCCGGCGGGGGCGUCGCGGAGCUGGAGGAAGGAGCGGCGCGGGGCGAGGCGGGGCGGCGCGGCGGCGCGUAGCGGUUACUCAGGGCGGGCAGUUCAAACUGAAGGAGGGAAUCUCGGCGGCCCCACGCGAACGUGGCGUGGGGGUUGCCAUAGCCGGGCAUCCCUGGGGGCGAGGCGGCGGCUCCUGCCUGACUCACCCAGCGGCGGCUGCCUGUCUCCCCUCCCGCCUGGCCCCGCGGCCCGGUCGGUGCGGGCGCGCCUCGGUCUCCAGAGAGGGGCCCCUAAGCCGGCCUCUUGCCCGCUCGCUCCGCUCCUGGUGACGCCCACCCGCCCUCGGCCUCUCGGUGGCGUUCUGGGCCCUGAGCCGUGGCGGCGGAACCGAGGCGACCCCGGGCCGCCGCCAGCCUGGCCUUGGGAAGGUCGGGGAGGGACGAGCGGGGCCAAAGGACGCCCUGGUGAGACCGUUAACCACCCACCCGCCGACAGCACCUUGGGGAAGUCAAUGACAGCGCUGCGGCUUACACUGCAUUUUCAAAAACCCGAUUUUGGGAAGAUUCCUCAGCAGACUGAAAGAUUUUCUUGUUUGGAAGCCCUCAUAACGACAUCUAAGAGCUCAAGAUUUACUGAUGAAACAGAGCUUUUGAAGAUGUCAGAGAGACAUUUAGGUCAGACUUGCCCUGGAGCAGAAAAUGAGGUGGACUCUCCUGUCAAUUUCACGUAUUCCAGCUUCAGAGGCUACUGUUCCACAUCUUCAUUUCAAGACAGUGGCUACAAUGAGUUGUUACAGCCUUGCAACAAUGAGAAUACAGGUAAAGAAUUUUUUGGAAAGAAAGGAAAAGGCCCACCAUUAAUCCAUGAACAUACUGAAACUUCAGAUCUGGGCUUGACUCAUCCUUUAGAAUCUCCAACUCAAAAAAAGAGAGGUGUCUUUUCUAGGAAGGAAAAGGAGAAAAGCCCCAAACUUUGUGAAACUCCUAAACUCAGUGGGAAAAAAUUUUUGCAGCGCAGAAGGUUGGACAUAUCUUUCUCUCUUCUAACAGGGGACUUUGAAUCACAAAAUAGUUCUCUAGAAAGUAGUAUGAACCAAGUCCUCAACUUAGAAAAAAAUAUUCCAAGCCAUGUUUCAGGUCUUCCACGGCAAAACAGUUUUAGUCCUUUAGUUACUAGUACUUUGAAGACAGAAGAAGCAACCUCUAGCAGUCAAAAAUUGAGACUUAAUUUUUCUCAACAGAAGACUUCCACAGUUGAUGAUUCCAAAGAUGACUGUAGCCUGUUUGAAGUUGAAUGUCUAUCUCCAAUUCAGGGCAAUAGUUUUAGAGACUCUAUCACAUAUGACCUUAGUGAUAGCAGUCUGUUUGUUAAUGAUGAGAAUACAUAUCCCAAACCUCUGGGCUCCUCUGUUAGUGCAACAACUUGUGGGACAGAUGAGGACAUACGUGUGACUCCAAUAAGUAAUCUUGUAGCAAACAUUAAAUUUAAUGCAAGUCAAAGGCUCUCCCCUUCAACUAAAGUGAGGGGCAAUAUUUCAACACCUGAAGACAGUGGUUUUAACUCACUUUGCUUGGAAAAAUCAGAAGAUUCCCUCUCUGACCAGGAGGGUUCUUUUCAAGAACUUCAGAAACAUAAGGGAACUGUCAGAGUGGAGAGUACCAUAAAAAAGUCAAGGCAUCUUAGAAGGCUGAGAAGAUUGUCCACCCUGGAGGAGCAUGGCUCACAAUCUGAGACAGAAGGGGAAAAGCAGACUGACCACUCUGACUCUAAAACAACACCAGCAGCUGCCUCAGACCACUCAGAGAGUCAGCUGAGCAGUGACACUAAGAUGUUAAGCUUUAAGAAUUUAUCAAAGACCCCAGCCUUGCAGUUAGUGCACGAGCUCUUCAUGAGAAACAAAAGAAAAAGAUUCCAGCAGAAUGGUGCACAUGAAUUCUUAGAAGAAAGGGAUGGGGGGCAAAUAGCCGUGCUACAGUGUGUACUUACAGGACUGAUUGGCAAGAAAAUGGGUAUAGAGAAACUGGACGUCUUAACAGAAUUAAAAUAUAGAAAUUUAAAGCAUAUUCUUGCUAUGGUUUUAGAUUCCUUGACUGCAGAAAGCCUAUUCAGUGUUUGGAAAGUAAGCAGAAAUUGGCGUGAAAUUAUUGUUCAAGAUAAAAAUGCAAAUCGGAGGAGGAAAUUUUACAUCUCACAACUGAAAACAGAUUCUGAGGGGGCUCUAUUAAAUGUUGAGGACGCUGCCACUAGGCUCCAUCUUUUAAACCGAUCAGCUUUAAGAUCUGUACAAGCUCAGGCUAGGAUGCCAGGUUUUCAGAAAGAACAAGUUUCAACACGUUCUCCUUGGGGAGAAGUUUUGACACCUGUAGCAAGCUCUUCUGUUACUCACUUAAGUAGUAAACAGGAAGAAUAUGUUAAGGUUGCCAAAACACUUUUUAUUGAUGAAGCAUUAAAACCUUGCCCGAGGUGCCAAUCCCCUGCUAAGUACCAGCCAUAUAAGAAAAGGGGACUCUGUAGCCGCACAGCCUGUGGUUUUGACUUUUGUGUGUUAUGUUUGUGUGCUUAUCAUGGGUCUGAAGAGUGUAGCAGAGGAGCAGCAAAGCCAAGAAAUAGAAAAGAUGCUCUUCCAGGAAGUGCCCAGAGUAAGCGGAAUUUAAAACGCCUUUAAAGAGACUUUAAAUAUAAAAGAAGCAUUCCCUCUAAACAACGUUUUGUCUGACUUAAAAUUAUGAAUAUUUUGAAAGUAUGCAAAUUUUCCCAUUAAUGACAGAUGAUGAUUUAUUUCCUAUUUUGUAUAUAUCAUAAUCCAUGUCUGUUUUCUUUAAAGUAUUUUACUGUGUCAUAUUUACCCAUUUUAAUAACAGUGUUUUUAAAUAAAGAAUUUUUAAUGUUAUCAUAUGUAUGUAUUUAACUGUUUCACGUAACCUUUAAAAAUUGUGCAUUUCAUCACUAUGUGUUGAAAUGUUCUUCGAUCACUUUUUAAAAAUAGUUUUCCAAAUAAUAUUACAAAUUUUGAACUUGAGACAGAUGGCCUUAUAGAUUUGGAAAAUGAGUAUCUGAAAUGAAAUAUAAAUAAAAUGUUUUCAGAAGUUCUAUUGAAUUUACUCAAUAAUUUCAAUCUUUCAAUUUAGUGUCAUAUUUGAGCAGACUUCUGGUUAAAGAAAAUUUACUUCAUAUUGAUUUCUAAGAAGACAUGAAAAGUAAAUUAUUAGACAUGUGAUUAUUCACAAUGAGAAUCUUAGUAAAGUCAUGCAUUUCACAUAAGUAUUUUCUAAAAUUCCAGAGCUAUAAGGGUGCCUGGGUAGCUCAGUCGGCUAAGUGUCCAACUCUUGACUUUGGCUUAGGUCAUGAUCUCACAGUUCGGGUCGUGAGUUUAAGCCCCACAUCGGGCCCUGAGGUUGGCAGCAUGGAUCCUGCCUGGGAUUCUGUCUCCCUGUCUCUGUCCCUCCCCUGCUUGCUCUCUAUCUCUCCAAGUAAAUAAAAAUAAACGUAAAAAUUCCAGAACUAUAAUCACAGAUUCCACUUGUUUUAUCUAGGCUGGGUAUCAGUAUUGUGACAAAUUCGGACUAGUUGGACAAGAUUGGGUUUUUUUAAUAAUCAGAUUUACUAAAUUGUUUAUAAUGUACCUCUUUCCAAAAAUGGUUUGAGGUGGGAUGUUCCAUUUGUAGAAUAGCAACAAGAAAGAGGUAAGUUCUGUUGUUGAACAAAUUACUAAGACGAGGGGGAAAUUUGAGUAUAGUGUCACAGUUUCUUUGUCUUUAGGUAACUGAUGUGUGUAUAUGUCUGUGUACACACUCUACACAGAGAUGUAAAAUGUAGCUCUUCUUACGCAUUAUUUUAAUAAGACGAUUUUAAAGUGUGAAUUAGAAAGAGAGAUAUUUGCAAAAAUCUGUUCUAAAUUUUAAUUUGUUGUUUAACUCACUAAAAAAAUUAACUUCUAAAUAUUAAGUUUUAUCUAUAACCCUUCUAAUUCCACAAAGAAUGUUUGGAGGCUAAAUAUAAAUAUAAGUAAAUUGUCACUUGUCUUUAAUAAGUUACACAGUCCAUGAAUUUUAUAUCACAUUUUCUGACUGAUGUGAAUCGAGUUUAGUUUUCAGUGUCUAUGUAAUUUCCUGAGAUAUCUUCCACAUCAGGAUCAAUAUACUUAUUAACAUCAUUUAAUUAACCUCAUUGAAUUUUCUUUGUGUUU
Messenger RNA from Panthera uncia (snow leopard), 4488 nucleotides. It is a transcript of the gene FBXO43, whose product is annotated as F-box protein 43. Gene Ontology annotation, biological process: regulation of mitotic nuclear division; negative regulation of meiotic nuclear division. Lineage: Eukaryota; Metazoa; Chordata; Mammalia; Carnivora; Felidae. The record is from RefSeq and is a predicted model, not a curated record. Gene Ontology annotation, molecular function: zinc ion binding. Gene Ontology annotation, cellular component: nucleus.